GAUGCUGAUGGACUCCUCCUGCUACUGGUCAUGGUAACGGACUGUCGUGGAUAGCAUGGUGCUGUGAUCGCAGAAGAAGCAGCCAUUAAACAGACCAAAGGGGUUUCCUGCGUCUUGAAAACCAAAGCUACCAGGGCUUUGAGUCAUGAUGCAAGAAUCUGGGACUGAGACGAAAAGUAACGAUUCAGCUGUGCAGAAUGGUGGGAGCGCUGGCAACCACUUACUAGAGUGCACGUUACGGGAGACGCGAUCGAACGGGGAGACCCCGUCUCUGGAUAUAGGCGCUGCAGACCUCGCGCAUCUCCAGCAACACCAGGCUCUUCAUGUUGCACGGCAGCUAUUAAUACACCAGCAACAACUUAGUGGAGCAAAGGCCCACAAGAGGAAUGACAAGCAACCGUCCCUCCAGGUUCCUGUCUCAGUGGCUAUGAUGACACCCCAAGUAAUCACUCCUCAGCAAAUGCAACAAAUUCUGCAACAGCAAGUGCUCACACCCCAACAACUACAGGUCUUACUUCAGCAACAACAAGCCCUCAUGCUUCAGCAGCAGCUUCAGGAGUUUUAUAAGAAACAACAGGAGCAGUUGCAGCUUCAGUUAAUACAGCAACAACAUGCAGGAAAACAGCCGAAAGAGCAGCAACAGCAAGUGGCGACACAGCAGUUGGCAUUUCAACAACAGCUUCUACAAAUGCAACAGCUGCAGCAGCAGCACCUCCUGACCUUGCAGCGCCAAGGCCUCCUUUCCAUCCAGCCCGGGCAGCCCGCCCUCCCUCUGCAAUCUCUUGCUCAAGGCAUGAUUCCAACAGAGCUCCAGCAGCUAUGGAAAGAAGUGACAGGCUCGCACACAGCGGACGAUGUCGGCUGUAACAACCACAGCACUUUGGACCUGUCCACGACGUGCGUCUCCUCUGUGGCGGCGCCGAAGACCUCCCUGCUCCUCAACCAUCAUGCGUCUACAAACGGGCAGGCUUCAGUUCUCACUCCGAAAAGAGAGAGUAAGGAAUGGUGGGACAGUGGGACUGCCUCCCAGCGCUGGGGCGAUGGGUACAAUUCCGACCGGUGUUCGCGUGGAUUUCCUCAGAGUGCUCCGGUUUCCGCCCACGGUUUAAAGACUUACUGUGUUUCCCAUGAAGACUAUAUGCAGAAUCACCCCUUAUAUGGGCACGGGGUUUGCAAGUGGCCGGGCUGUGAAGCUGUUUGUGAAGAUUUCCCAUUAUUUUUAAAACAUCUCAACAGCGAGCAUGCAUUGGAUGACAGGAGUACAGCUCAAUGUCGAGUUCAGAUGCAAGUUGUACAGCAAUUAGAGUUACAGCUUUCCAAAGACAAAGAACGCCUGCAAGCCAUGAUGACGCAUUUACACGUGAAGUCAACAGAACCCAAAGCAAGCCCCCAACCUCUCAACCUGGUAUCCAGUGCCACCCUUUCAAAGACUGCGUCUGAACCAUCCCCGCAAAGCUUACCUCAUACUCCCACCACCCCAACCACACCACUCACUCCUCUCACCCAGGGACCUUCAGUUAUCACUACCACCAGCAUCCACAAUGUGGGACCCAUACGGAGGCGGUACUCUGACAAAUACAAUGUCCCCAUUUCUUCUGACAUUGCACAGAACCAAGAGUUUUACAAAAAUGCAGAAGUCAGACCACCCUUUACAUACGCAUCCUUAAUUAGGCAGGCAAUUCUAGAAUCUCCUGAGAAGCAGCUAACACUAAAUGAAAUCUACAACUGGUUCACGCGAAUGUUUGCCUACUUUAGGCGCAAUGCCGCAACGUGGAAGAAUGCAGUGCGCCAUAAUCUUAGUCUACACAAGUGUUUUGUGCGAGUAGAAAACGUAAAAGGGGCAGUAUGGACAGUGGAUGAAAUAGAAUUCCAAAAAAGGAGGCCACAAAAGAUCAGUGGUAGUCCUUCUCUUAUUAAAAACAUUCAGACGAGUCACGCCUACUGCACGCCUCUUAACGCUGCUUUGCAGACUUCAAUGGCUGAGAACAGUAUACCUCUAUACACUACCGCUUCCAUGGGAAACCCAGCUCUGACCAGCUUGGCCAGUGCCAUGAGAGAAGAACUGAACGGCAUUAUGGAGCAUGGCAACAGUAACGGCAGCGACAGUAGCCCGGGGUGCUCCCCUAUGCAAGCAAUGCAUCAUGUACAUGUUAAAGAAGAACCACUGGAUCCUGAUGAGAAUGAAGGUCCGCUCUCGCUAGUAACAACAGCUAACCACAGUCCCGAUUUUGACCCCGACAGAGAUUAUGAAGACGAACCUGUAAAUGAGGACAUGGAGUAGCAUCGCGUGUAAUUUCACAAUCCUGAUAAUGAAGACAGUUCACGGCUUGAGGUAUCUCUCCGUUAUUGUACAGUCUGGAGAGGUCCCGGCCCGUUCUGACACCUAUGACAUGUGUUAACUCUUAUUAGUGCCAUCAAGUUUCCCAUUUGGGAGUAUUUUUGAUUUUUCUACUUUUUUUGUUGAAGAAAAAAGGAAUUUGUACUCUGUGCAUUGGAUCGACUUGUUUGGUACUUGCGACUUCCUCUCUCACAGUCAACAUCAGUGUUGUAAAUUUGCUAAAACCGAUUUCACUUCUUCGUACGCAGCAGACUUUAGGACUGUCGUUCUGCCAAACGGAAGCCGAGGACAUCGAUAUAAGCAUGUGCGUCUAAACUGCAGGUCAUCCCUUUUGCCCAGAUUUUAAAGGAUUCCAAUGGACAACGUAUUUGCACAGUACUGCAUGUAAUUCUGAUUAUCACUGCCUUUAAAUCAAUUCUUUUGCUUCCAUAUGGGAUGGGGGUGACCUUUUUAUAUGUGUAUGGGACAGAGGGAGAGGCGUAAUAAUUAUCCCAAACUUCUUAAUGUAUUGCUUUUAUUUUUUAAUGUACUACACCAAUUUAAGUUCUGACCUCAGGCCUCUGCUUUCAGGCCCAAGGCCUCUUGGAGGCAUAAUGUUUUCUGUACUUUGUGAUGAAUGUUAAUAGGUGUUUUUAUUAUAUAAUUUUAUUAUAUAAUGCCGAAUGUCUUUCAACUGUUCAACAUUUUCUGUCGUGCAUUGCAGUUUUCUUACUUUGCAGUCAUGUUUCUUUCAGGCACUCGACUAAACAAACAAAAAUAAUCAUUCCAUUAGAAUACGCUUUUACAAACGGUCCCUCAAAAACUGGCCUUGACAGUGAAUGGAAUGUUCUGUCAUAUACUGCAAGAACCACGGUCAUAGGAAAAGCCAUGAAGUGGCAAAGGUUAAUACCUAUAGAGCAGUAUUCAUUAGCUUUGUCACUGAUGAUAAACCCAAACAGUCUAAAUGUACCAGCUUCAGCACAAGAGAUUUUGUGGCUCCCUGUCCAUUGACGUGCACCAGAGUCUUUUGAGACUUUGUAUGUUUUAUAGAACCAGAAGCUGAUUUUCCGCUUGCAAAACAAAACAAAAGUUUUUGAAAAACUUAGAUUGGUAGACAGUGCUAUGGGCGCAGUUUUUCCUCAACUGUUUGGAUAUGCCUCGUCUCCCCAGUGUGAGGCAUUGGCAAGACACUCAGCAAUUUGUGGGUGAGGAACAUUGUCCUUAUGUACAAAAUGGUCUUAGAUCUACAUAUGUAUACAUAAAUAUAUAUGAAAAAAAUAUAUGUAACAUUGAAUAGGAGGUAAGAUGUUGGUUUGACGUAGCUUGCAAUGGGCACCUGUAAGGAAGAUGCAUCAUUGAAGUCUUUCUUUUUUUUACAACCAUACCUAUUUUUUUUUUCAUUAUUAAUUGCUGUAGUAAAUUAUACAAAUCACCAAAAGGGAUUCAUUAACAACAUUGCAAUUUUCAAAAAUGUCCUGUCUUAAACAUUGGGCACCUAACAACACACUUCUGGCUUCGCAAUCCGUGGCCCUGAAGAUGGAACUUAUCACAAAGAAGAUGUUUGUAGGAUGGCCAGGACAGGACAUAGUGCAAGAUAACAAACAAAAAGUUAGAUCUGUGAAGGGUAGAACAGCUCUUUUACUGCACAAACAGGCAGGAUUUUUAGUCUUCUUAACCCAGGAGUGGUAAAGGUGGAGACCAAUAGGGAGAUCUUUGUGGACCCAACUACAAACAGGUCUUGCUCUCACACACGUAUGUGAAUUUUAAAUUGUUUGCUGUAAGAUCAAAAGGCAAACAUAAACAGUGUUUUUGGUUAUCUUUAUGAGGCACGUGGGUCAUAGGGUUCCAACAUAAUGCUUUCAUGCAUCCAAGUUUUUGACCAAAUCAGACCGCAGGGAAUUCCAGGCAAGUGAAUGCAUUUUGUUGUAGGCAACAGUGACUUGUGCAUGUCUGGCACCACUUGUGCAUAUUGUAAAUGAUUUUCAAAGUCUUUGAAAAGGGUGGGUGAUGGUGAGACCACAUCAGAAAUCUAGAACAAUAUCUUAGCAAGGACAUUAAAGGUGCAGUCCCAUUUCCUAAGUAACUUUUUGCCAUUUUUUAAUGUUAAUAUAAUAAACGUUAUGGCAGCUCAAAUCAAAGCCAAUAUCAACACGUCAAUAUUUUAUUUUUGCAACUUUUUUUGGGGGGGGGGGGCUUUAAUUUGUUUAUUCAACAUUGAUAACUUUGCACCAUUUAUUACCUCAGGUAGGGUUUCAUAUAUUAUCAGCAGAGAUGUUUAAAUUUGUAAAGUCAUUGUGCAUUAUGUUUAAAAAAAAUAAAAUAACAAAUUAGGCCUGAAUUUCCAUUCCAAACCAUUUAGCCAGAAUUCAAAUUGUUUAUGAAAGAGAUGACUUGCACUGUGAGUUUCUAUGGGACUGCACUUUUAAAUAAUACUUAUGCUCUGAUUUAUUUUUUUUCCCAAUUGUUGAACAGCCCUGUUGUAACAAUCCUUAUUUCUUAACCACUGUAUUCUUUAGGUAGCAAAAUGGGUUAUUGUUUGUUUAUUUGUCUUUUCCAUUUUUUUUUAUUUUUUUUUCAAGAAUUCAAUCUCUUUGAUGCUGGUAGGACUGACCAUCCUUUGAGUGACAAGACUCAAUGGCUUAUUUAAUAACAUAUGCAGAGAGCAGUAAUGUAACCGAUAACAACAAAUCAGAUUUCAGCUUACAGCUGGAUACUUCGUCAGAGAGAUGAAAAUUACUGGUUGUUGCCAUGGGUUAGACUUAUUUCGGCAUGGCAGAAGAACCUCUUUAAAGUUUCUCUUUAGUUUUUGUCUGCCCUAAAACUACCAAAGAUUUUACACAAUGGUAAAUGAUGUUCUGUGUUAUAUGCUUUACCUGUAUCAUAUAAAGCCAAAUCUCCUCUUGUUGUUGAUCAAAGAAAAGAAGUGACUCUAGAGUGGAAGAUAUUGAUCAUGCUAAUUUAAUAGGAAUCUGCUCCUUUUCAUUUGUGUAUAUCUAGUUCACCUAUUUCCAAACCAAAGUUAAUUCUUUUCCUCUUUUAUUUUAUUUAUUUUUCCAGUGUGACCAAACCAUGUCAUACUUGUGUAAAUGUCUGGAACAGUAUUAGCAGCGUGUCUAAAUUUUUAUCUCCCCCCCCCCCUUUCCCCCCCCACCCCCCCACACACACACACGCAUUUUCCAUUUAUUAAGUGAAUAAUGUUUAUGUGAGCACUUGUGUGCUAAUAAACAACACAAGUACAUUAUCUAAUUAAAAUCAUUAAUUAUGUUUUCAUGGCCACAAAUACUGCACAUGAUCAGCUCAAUUGACAAAGUAACAGGGUUGUUUUUCUCCCCCAAAGAAUAUAUAGGUAGUAAAUAACACACCAGCUUAGACUGCUGUAACCCGUAGAAACCAAGUAGAAAAUAGCUUUGAUCACUCUGGGCACUUUUAUGCAGUUUCCACCACCAACGUAUAAAAAAUGAAAAAUAUACACCCUAUAGUGUUCCUUCUAAAACUGCAUAUUUUUAUUGGUGGGUUUUUCUUUUUAAUUUUUUUAUGUAUAUAUAAGCUAUUUAAAAGUUUAAAGCAGGCAAACCCAAAGCACUUUUGUGAAUAAUAUAAUACCAAAUUUGAAUUUGAUACAAUAUCCAAUUGUCAUCAGUUACGUCAACAUUACAAGGCAGAGCAGACACAAACAAAUUUACUAAACAGAUUGUGCUGGUGAUUUAUCAAAACCUCUAAAUACAAAAUAAAAGUAUAUCUUCUCCUUUGUUGCUUUCAUUUUGACGUUGUUUAAGGUGUUCUGGAAAAUUCAAUACUACAGCAAGUUGUCUUUGUUCAGCCACCCCACCCCCCCUAACUCGGAGUAAUAAUAUUACUUAAACCUUCCAGCUACUCUUUAGUUCUUAUUGUAAUCUGUGUAUAAGGGCACUCAUCACUGGCCAUGUGGGUUUUUUUUUGUGUGUGUUUUUUCCUUUCUGUAAAAACGGGUGGCUUGGAUUUAGAGAGAGACGAGCUGAGAUUGUGCACAAAGCACCCAGUGCUUUCAGAGUGAGUGGUUCACAGGCUUUAGUUUCUAACUCAGAAUGAGGAUAUGGAGCUGGUUGACUUGUUCAUUCUUGGCAUGAAUUGUUGGGCGUUGAAAAACUAAACAGCAUGAGUAACACUUAGCAUACCUCAACACAGCCCUUUAUGGAAUGCCUCUAACACAGAUACAUUUCACUAAGUUGCACUUAACUAUAUUGCAUGCUCAGUUUACAGCAAAUUUAAAGAAGAAUAUUAAGCAUUCACUUUUACAUAUCAUGCAAGUGUCAAACUUGUGUAAAGACCAACUUAAAAAAAAAACUCAGGCUUUAUCAUCCAGCAAAUUUCACAAUGUAUUUUAUUUUUAUUUUUUGCAAAUUUUCAUUGCCAUUACGUUUCCCAUUGUGUACAUAUAUUGUCAAUGUGACCAUUUGUAUUUAAAUGAGGGAGGGAAGGAUGGGCAAGGUUGGUUAUAUUAUUUGUUUUUCUUUUAUUUCCUUUAUAAAAAUAUUCCUUGCAAGGAAUAAAUGCGUAUUUGUUUGUCAAACCACCAUUGCUUUGUUGUGCAACUGCUUUAUAAUAACUAUAUAAAAAAAAUAGCUUUGAAAAAAAACAAAAAACUACUGUAUGUAACUAUUGCAGAUACAUGCUGCAUAUGUAUAAUAUUUAGUUAUCCCGGCUUAAAAAUUAUGGAUGACAUUUGCUGACAAGGUGGGAGAAAUUCCCUGACUAUUUUGCUUUCAAAUUGUAACAUAGUUGACAGAUAUUUUUUUUUUUUCUAUCAUUGAUCAAUGAUUUUUUGUACAGUUCUUGUGUUUUGUUUCAUUUUUUUUUUCUGCUGGUUUUUUUGUUGUUUUUUUUUUUUAUACUUUUCGAACAUUUUAUGUUAUUCUACCACUGCCUUUUCUGGCUGUCAUAAAUAAAUAAAUAAAAAAAGGUUCAUACAUUUUAAAAACUUAUAAAAAAAAGUUGUUUUAAAGUGUUUUCUCCUGCAGUAAAUAUUUUGCAUGACGAAUCCUGGGCUCACACUUUCAAAGUUUAUCAGUGAAGUCUUGAAUAAUUAAUGGGGAGUGUCAAAAUAUUAAACUUUUGUAUAAAAAAAAAUUACUUUACAAGGUGCCAAGAUGUAAAGACAAUUUGUUACAUUCUCUUUUUUUUCUCAAAGAAAAGCGUACAUUAGCAGAAUAGUACCAUGUAUCAGGUAAACUGCUGUCAGGAAUGAGUUGAAUAAGCCUUCUCUAAUUUUUCCAUGCAUUGUAAACAUAUAUUUUGUUUUGUUUUUAAAUGUUGGAUAUCUGCAUCUUGCUAGCGGUGAGAAGACAAAUCAAGGCUUAGGUUGAUCAUGAUAUUGAAAAUAAUUGUUAAUUUAUUUACUUGCAAAUCCAGUAAAGGGUUGUCAUUUUAGAAUUACAAAUAAAAAUUCGAUCGUUCAACUAUAAAAAAUAUAUAUAUAUAUAUUCUUCACUGGCAAAGAUAUCCCUUUUAAUACAUGAUUGAUUAUGACUGAUUGACCAAGGAGGAAAUAUGUGCUUGUACAGUGUGACAGCCUGCCAUUAAUUUUUUUUUUCGUUAAUAUAAUUGCGUUUUUUGUUAUAUUCUGUCACGUGUUUUCAUUUGCUUUUAUUAUGAAGCCACUUUAAGCACCCGCUUUGAUGCUUGCAAAACCAGAUUUUCCAGGGUUUGCAAUAUUGCCUCGGCCUAAGUAAACAAUCUUAUGACAACCCGUAAGCCUUGAUGACAAUGGUACCGUCUGGACUGUGAGCAUGGUGCUUUAUGUGUGUAUGCUGCCAGUAAAAAGAUUUUUUGUUUUGAAAAGGCAUAAAAGAGACUCAUUCCUUACAUCAACUGUAAUUUCAUCAUUCCAUGUCUGUUGAUACAGACAAUAAAAAAAUGUUGUGUAGUCAGUACUGAUUACUGACAGUAUAGCAUUCUCAAAUGCAAUAAAAUGCUGGUUGUUCACACUG
Messenger RNA from Pseudophryne corroboree (corroboree frog), 8283 nucleotides. RefSeq names its product forkhead box P1 (gene FOXP1). The coding region runs from base 146 to 2281 and encodes 711 amino acids. Gene Ontology annotation, biological process: regulation of transcription by RNA polymerase II. Lineage: Eukaryota; Metazoa; Chordata; Amphibia; Anura; Myobatrachidae. The transcript is spliced from 18 exons. The record is from RefSeq and is a predicted model, not a curated record. Gene Ontology annotation, cellular component: nucleus. Gene Ontology annotation, molecular function: DNA-binding transcription repressor activity, RNA polymerase II-specific; RNA polymerase II cis-regulatory region sequence-specific DNA binding.